Molecule: messenger RNA, 587 nt
Organism: Chelonus insularis
Lineage: Eukaryota; Metazoa; Arthropoda; Insecta; Hymenoptera; Braconidae
Exons: 2
Coding region: 39-461 (140 amino acids)
Source: RefSeq, a predicted model, not a curated record
CUUUCUUGUAUCUUAGUUUGAAAUAGUCUUUAUUCCAAAUGGGACAUCUAAGAGUCAGCAGGAGAGUUCAACUAAUUUUAUUAAUUGGGAUCAUCAUUGGAGCAGCAGUUGAAAGUGUUUCGUAUAAUCCGAGUGGCUGGCGACCAUCUGGUCCAUCUUUUUCUUUACAAGAAAGCAAAUCUCAUUUCUCAGGAUAUCACAAUACAAUAUCUUCGUCAUACGAAUCGCCGUAUAGUGAUGUGACUCCUGCAACCACGAUUGCUCCAUCAAUCACUAACAUCAAAAUGAAAACGACAUUUACAACUCCACGGAGUAGAGAGCCAACCACUCCAUCCAAUAUUGAUGAUGAAGAUGCACAAAUUAAUCCAGCCCUUGCUAUUGCGAAUUCCUUUGCAUUCAACAGGCCUGUAUAUAUCUAUACUGGUUUUCCAUUUCACCCAGAUUUCACAUACGUACAAUGAAAUAAAAGAAUUUCUUAAUAAAUAAUUAUGUGAUAAAGAAAUAUAUUUUUAAAAAUCAUAACUUAUCUAAAAAGCAUCACAGAAAUUGUCAUUUUUAUAAUUAUUCUUUUGUACAUGGUAUGUGUC